Molecule: messenger RNA, 3780 nt
Organism: Pediculus humanus corporis (human body louse)
Lineage: Eukaryota; Metazoa; Arthropoda; Insecta; Psocodea; Pediculidae
Exons: 17
Coding region: 1-3780 (1259 amino acids)
Biological process (GO): cell-cell adhesion; axon guidance
Cellular component (GO): axon; plasma membrane
Molecular function (GO): protein binding
Source: RefSeq, a predicted model, not a curated record
AUGUUUACUAUGAGUUUCGAUGGCGUGUCGCAAUUAGAACUCGGACUAAACUUUGUUGACGAGCCAAAAGAUGUUAUUGGUAUUAAGGGGAAGCCCCUUUCCUUAUUCUGUCAACUAAGGGCGACUCGUCACAAAGAUUCAUACAAUAUAAUUUGGUAUCAUGACGACAAACCGAUGGAUUUGAGAAAUGACAGAAGGCGAACCGUUUUUCAAAAUGGAACUCUACAUUUUUCAAAACUCAUUCACAAGGGAACCGGUCAUUCCGAUCAAGGAGAAUAUAGAUGCGUUGCAGUAAGAGAAAAUGGUUCAUUGAGUUCGAAACCGGGUUAUUUGAGAAUAAGUGGUUCGCCGGAAAAUUUUUCUCGACAUCCAACUGCACAAGAUGUUAAAAUUGGAUCGAAUGUGCGGUUCACGUGCGAAAUUAAUUAUGGUCCCAAUAUAAAAAUCGAUUGGGAAAAAGAUGCGAAAAAAAUUCGACAUAAUUCGUGGAAAUACGUUACGAUUUCGGGACCCGAUAUCCCCGGGAGCAUUCUCUACGUAUUCAAUGUAAAUUCUGAUGAUUCUGGAAGCUACAGAUGUACUGCUAAAAAUGUUUUAUCGAAUAAGCAACGCCACAGCGCCAGUGGUUUGCUCACCGUAUUACCUCGAAAACAUGACCCUGAUUUAAUAACAUUCCUUUCUGCUCAACAAUCUUUGUUGCCUUCUCUUUCGACAAGCGUGAGGGAAAUAAAAGAAGGUGACAAUAUAACUUUAGAUUGUGUUGUAAAUAAUUACUCCAUUCCCAUAUCAGGUUGGACGUUUAUAGAAAACGGUCAAAAUUUUUCUAAAAACAUAUAUAAUUUUACCAGUCAAGGUUUUAGCAUAGUGAAUUUAAAAAAUGUCACUCGACAUCAAGCGGGAUGGUAUAUAUGCAGUGCCAUGAAUCCAUUUAACAAAAACGCAAAAACGUUAAAAAUCAAUUUGAAAAUUUUAACGCCACCAGAAAUUCAAGAAAAAUCCGAGAGCAUCGUUUUUCGAACGGCUAAAACGGUUCGUUUUCGAUGCGUCGCAUUUGGAAAUCCGGUACCUGAAAUAUCUUGGUUAAAAGAUGGACAACUUUUUAAUAUAACCGUAAAUGACUCACUCCAAGUAAGAAUAUCAGAAUUGAUUGUAUCAAGCACGGUGGCAAGUGAUGCGGGAAUUUAUCAGUGCAUGGCAAAAAAUACAGUCGGCUGGUCUUGGGGAGCUAGUCGAUUAUUUUUGAACGCUUCAAAACCUGCUCCCGGUGCUCCCGAAAAGGUUUCCUGCGAAUCCGUGUCAUCGACGGAAAUCAAAUUAACAUGGGACGUAUCGAAUUCUUCCAAAGAAAUAAAGGCAUUUUCAGUGCACUAUCAUCUCACCGAUUACGGUGAAGAAAUGCAAAAAGUAAUGCCGUCAAAUUUUCGUUCUAUUCAAAUCGAUAAAUUACUGCCGUUUAGUAAUUAUACAUUUUAUUUAAGACUGUACAUGGAUUCAGCGAGUGAAUUUUCCGAAAAAGCCAUUUGUCAAACGGAUGAAGAAGUUCCAACCGAUGCUCCGUUAAAAAAAUGGCAGGUCAUCAGUCCGAAUUCAAUAUUAGUGUCAUGGCUUCCAUUAAAUAAAGAAAAAGCGAGAGGUGUUGUAAACAGGUACAAAAUUCAGUGGCGUAACGUUAAAUCUCCUUCAUCGAGAGUUGUCGAAGUCGGUGGAAACGUAUUUAAUUAUACAAUCACCGAAUUGGUUUCUGGGAAAAAAUACGAUUUGAGAGUAUUAGCUGCAACUAAUAAGGGUUGGCCAGAAAUGGAUUUACCAUGGGAAACUUUCGAAAUCCCGUUAAAUUUUCAUUCGAAUAUUCCUUCCCCUCCGGAAAUUAUACUACAAGCUUUAAAUUCGUCGGAAAUAGAAGUCAGAUGGAAUUUACCUAGUAAAGAAAUCAAAGUCAUCGGUUAUAAAAUAUUUUAUCGAAAGCAAAACAGCAGUCAAGUCGGUCCGAUAAUUGUUCCUGCGGAUACUAAGAAGUACAUAGUGGCCGGUUUGGAACCAGAAACUUGGUACGAAAUAACCGUUUUGGGAUUUACCUCGGAGGACGAUGGAGAAACCGGUGUCAGUUUCAUGCACACACUUUCAAACGUGGGAUCGUCUAACAAAAUGAUGUCGGAAUUUCCUUCCAUUCCCGAACCACCGGUUUCAUUAGAAGCCGAACCCAUUAGUUCCAGAGCAAUUAAUUUAACUUGGAGUAUUUCACAACAAGCAACACCGGGAUUAAUCAAUAUCAAACAUUUUACAAUUUGCUUCAAUCCCGUACAAAAUAGUCUUGACAAAAAUGCUGUAGUUCGUUGUGUUAAAAGCCUAGAAAAUAAAAUUUUAAUAUCUGGCCUAAAUCCGCACACUCUUUACGAGUUUAAAGUUAGGUCUCAUAAUUCAAAUGAAAAAUACAGCGCGUUCAGUCAAACGAUAGAAUGUUAUACUUUAGAAGAUGUUCCGAGUCAAGUUUUGGAUAUUAGUUGGAAAGCACUUAAUAAAACCGCAAUUCAAGUUUUCUGGAAGGAGCCGACACAUAUUAAUGGAAUUUUAAAAAGUUAUUCAUUGUUUUACUCCGACGAUUCGAGUCUACCUCUAGAGUUGUGGAAAGUUAAAUCAGUUUCUUCCGACACUCACGAAACACUCUUGACAGAUCUUAAUUCGAAUUUAAAAUAUUAUCUGAUAAUUAGAGGUUCAACGAAUGCAGGUCUGGGAUCGUAUGCCACCCCAAAAGAAUUUUACUUACUUUCCGCGAUGAAAUCGAGGAAUUUUCACAGCGAUCACUACAUAGUAGUGGGACUCGGUAUUGGAGUUUUUUGUAUCAUCAUAUGCACGACUUGUAUUUUAUGUCGAAGAAGGUGUUUGAAACGACAGGUAGUUCAAGAAUUAGAAAUCGCAUCUUCCCGACGUGGCAAUGGGAACGCGUGCCAAAGAGAUAAAGAACUUAUUGCGGAAUCACGGGAAACUGAAUAUUUUACUUUCUUAUCGGAACAAAGGCAACCCAAUGCGGUGGAAGUAGCCGUGAGGCAUUUAGAUGGCAAAGGAGAUUAUUCUAAUGGUUCGGCCAACGGAAUAAAAAUGUCUUUAUUGAACGAAAACAAAAUGUCGAAAGAAGGAUUGACUAAAAGAAGUAUAUACAUUACUGAAAAUCCAAGGGGUAAACCCUCUUACUCUGCUGUACAUCAUCGGAGUAAUAAUUACGGUAGCGGAAAAUUCAAUAUCGAUUGUUCGAACGAGUCGAAAACUCCGCUUCUUAACGUUCAAAGAAAAAAUUUGGAAUCGAAUUUAAAUAAUGCAAUCAAUAAUAACGACAUUUCAAAGGGGGAAACAUGCGAAAGGGUGGUUGUUUCGAGGACUUCGUUUCAAUUCGUCGAAAAGAAUCAAGAGUCUAAGGAUAAAAAGGAAAAAGGGAUCGAACCUUUGAAUUCGGAAAGGAAAAUUACAUCCGAUGGGAGGGACGGGGACGACGAUAGCAGUUCAGAACGCAAUAGCGAAGAUGAAGAAUCGUGGUUGAACAUAAGCAGCAUAUUGCAAAAUCCAGAAUUUAGGUUUUCCAAUUCGAAAUCAUCGGAAAAUUUGGUAAGGAAAAAUUGCGGGUACGACACCGGGGAAAACUAUUUGAAAAAUAACAACGAACGUAACGGAAAAUGUUUGGAUAAAAAAAAUGAUGGAAUGAAUUAUUCGCUCGAUUAUUAUUGCAUUUAUAGAAAUCCCGAUUCAUCCUUACAUUUUAUUUCGAAAGAAAUAAUUCAAGAAUCUUAA